Molecule: messenger RNA, 1709 nt
Organism: Magnolia sinica
Lineage: Eukaryota; Viridiplantae; Streptophyta; Magnoliopsida; Magnoliales; Magnoliaceae
Product: 3-oxoacyl-[acyl-carrier-protein] reductase 4-like
Exons: 11
Coding region: 221-1210 (329 amino acids)
Biological process (GO): fatty acid biosynthetic process
Molecular function (GO): NAD binding; 3-oxoacyl-[acyl-carrier-protein] reductase (NADPH) activity
Source: RefSeq, a predicted model, not a curated record
CAGCUCCCUAUCCGGUUAUUAAAACGGCCGAAACCGGUCCUCUCCGGUCCGGACUUUAGGAGAACACUGAGCUUGGGUAUUAUCGUCCCUUCCCGUUCACCUCCGGACUUUCCAAAGUCCCCACAGCAUCAACAAAACCCUCCUCUCUUCUUUAAAUCCCAACACCUCUUAUCUCCUCCUUCUGGCGACGUUCUCAUUUCAGAAGACCUUGAAAGCUCUCAUGGCUACCGGAACUGCCUCAAUUGCCUUCAAUCCUCCCGCCGCAUCUGCUAAGGCUUCUCUUUUCGGAGCCCGAUCCGUUCAGAUGAUCUCUCCGUUCCGGCGCUGUUGUCCGACCGUCUCCGGUGGUAUUCGAUCGAUGCAGCUGAUUCGACCUUGCUCCCUUCUGCAUUCCAGAUCCGAGAGUUUCUCUGGUGUAAGAACACAGGUUGCUGCUGUUGAACAAGCUAGUGUUGAAGUGCCUCAAAACGUGGAAUCUCCUGUUGUGAUCAUCACUGGAGCUUCUAGAGGAAUUGGCAAAGCAAUAGCUUUAGCCCUGGGCAAAGCUGGCUGUAAGGUACUUGUAAAUUAUGCAAGGUCAUCAAAGGAGGCUGAAGAAGUUUCCAAAGAGAUUGAAGCUUUGGGUGGUCAAGCCCUUACAUAUGGGGGAGAUGUUUCGAAAGAAGCUGAUGUGGAAUCUAUGAUCAAAACAGCAGUUGAUGCAUGGGGAACAGUCGAUAUAUUAAUAAACAAUGCAGGAAUUACUCGGGAUACAUUGAUGAUGAGAAUGAAGAAAUCCCAGUGGCAGGAAGUUAUUGAUUUGAAUCUUACUGGUGUAUUUCUCUGUACACAGGCUGCAACCAAAAUAAUGAUGAAAAAGAAAAAGGGAAGAAUUGUCAAUAUAGCAUCUGUGGUUGGUCUUGUUGGAAAUGUUGGGCAAGCCAACUACAGUGCUGCAAAAGCUGGGGUGAUUGGCUUAACCAAGACUGUUGCAAAGGAAUAUGCAAGUAGAAAUAUCACUGUGAAUGCUGUAGCCCCUGGAUUCAUUGCAUCUGAUAUGACUGCCAAGCUUGGAGAAGACAUUGAGAAGAAAAUCCUGGCAACCAUCCCCUUAGGGAGGUAUGGCCAGCCAGAAGAAGUUGCUGGAUUGGUGGAAUUCUUGGCACUUAGUCCGGCAGCCAGUUACAUUACUGGACAGGUGUUUACAAUCGAUGGAGGUAUGGUCAUGUAGGCUUGGACAUUCUCUUAGAAGCUGGAUAAUAAAAUGCUUUCCCAAUUUGUUGGUUUCAAAGUGGCAUCAUCAAAGUUCAAGGUUUUAAUCUCUGCUUGGGACGGAGAAUCUCUGUGAUGGUUGAUGGGCUGCUUCAGAUACGACGGUGAAUGGAAUAGAGUCCAUAGAUGAGUAAUUCGCUAGAGGUAGUCAUACAAAGAAAGUGAACUUUUCCUGCAGUUUAUGUUGAUUUUAAAGGCAAACAUCAUGGAAACUAGGAGUAAUCAAAAUGCGGCUGCGGAAGCUGAGUUGGGUUAUAUUUCUGAAAAUGCCAAGCUCGUCUGACAUUCUCAUCUGUCCUGUUGUUCAGCUCAGCUGAUCUGAGCUGGUGGAGUUGGCAUACUAGCUUCAUGUUUUUUGUUUAUUUGAAAUGUAUAUGGACUGGUUACGAUGGAACCGGUCAUGGAUGGAUUGAUCAUGCCCCAAAAAUCUCUUAGAUUAAAAGGUCCUAGCCAUACAA